AUGGGGGUGCCGUUUGACGUGGUGGCUGAGGCUUGCCGCCAGUGCGGAGCGCAGAAGCGCGCCCUGCAGUCCAUAGAGGUGCACAUCAAGCGCCAGCCGCACCAGAUGAACGCCUGCCUGCCGCUACUGCAGGACUUGUACGUCAGCCUGCUGGAGCCGGAUGGCGUGGCCGGGGUGUCAGCCGCCCGCCAGCAGCCGCCCACUGUGGCCGACCAGUUGGUGCUGUACCGCUCCCGGGGUCAGCUCCACCACGCUCUCUCCUGCUACGAGCACGUCUGCAACACGCCAGGAAGUGAGUUGACCGGAUACAAGGGCCUGGUCACGUGCUACCUGAACCUCGACCAACCAAACACGGCGCUCAGCCUGGCCCGGGACGUGAUUGGUCGAAACGGCGCCUGGGAGGAGGAGCUGGGCGAGCAGCUUGUGGAGGCCACGUGGAGGCUGGGCCGCUGGGAGGAUCUGGAGUCGGCCCUGGAGUCGGCGCCACUCGACUCCUGGGGUGCUGGAGUCGGCUGCACGCUCCUGCACGCGGACCGGCGGCAGGCUGCGGAGUUUGAGCGCAUGCUGAGCUUCUGUCGGGAACAAGAGAUGGCGCCACUGUGCGCUGCGGCGCUGGAAAAGGACAGUUACGCGAGAGAGUAUGACCACCUGGUCAGGCUGCACAUUCUCAGCGACAUGGAGCGUUCUCUGCCGGCGCUGCUCUGGACCGAGGGAGAGCCGGACCCGACAGAGGAGCUGGCCGUCUGGCAGAGCCGGCUGGAGACCGUGCAGUCGGCCGUCCGCACCCUGGAACCGGUGCUGACGGCUCGGCGGGCGGUGCUGACGCUGGCCAGGGACCGCCUCCGGGCCCGCGGCAGUCCGGCAGCGCAGGUGCUCGACCUUCAGAUUGGCCGCUGCUGGCUCCGCAGCGCUCGGGUCUCGCGCCAGGCGGGGCAGCUGCAGCGGGCGUCCAACUGCCUGCUGCAGCUGGAGCGACUGGAGCGCUGCCUGCCGGAGGCGUUCGUAGAGCGGGCGAGUCUACUGUGGCGUCGAGGGGAGGGCGACGGUGCGAUACGUGAGCUUCGCCAGGGCAUCGAGAGUCACUUCCCCGACUGGACGACCAAGAUCAAAGGCGGCGGCUUGGCCGAGUCGGAGCGUCAGAUUCUGGCGGAGGCCAAGCUGCUGCUGGCGCGCUACUGCGAGGAGUCGGCCAACAUGGACAGCAACGUCAUCAACCAGCACUUCGUCGAGACGACCGAGAUCCGCAAGGACUGGGAGGACGUCCACUUCUACACGGCCAAGUACCUGGACCGGCUGCUGGCGGCGCGACUGGCCGGCGAGCGGGACUCGAACCAGCUGGGCGCCCGGGUGGUGCACGCCCUCGGCAAGUCCUUGCAGUACGGCUGUCAACAUGUGUACGAGUCGAUGCCGCGACUUCUCAGCAUCUGGCUCGACUACGGCGCCCAGGAGAGCGGCAGCAAACAGCGACCCGCUGACGCCGCCCUGGUGGCCAAGAGCGUGGAGCUGAUGUGUCGCCGCGUGGGACAGCUCCUGGAAGCGCUGCCGCUCUACUGCUUCCUCACUUCGUUGCCCCAGAUCAUCUCCCGCAUCUGCCACGGCCGGCCGCAGGUGUACGCCCAGAUCCGCGACAUCCUGGCCGCGCUGCUCGCCACCUACCCCAAACAGUGCAUGUGGUACAUGCUGGCCGUGUCCCGCUCGUCCUACCCCAUGCGCGUGGAGCGGUGUCAGGACGUGUUCUCGCGAGCCAAAGCCAAGAAGCCCUCGCUGGGCCAGUUCAUCUCUGACGCCACCAAGCUGGCCGAUAAGCUGAUCGACCUGUCGAACAAGCCCGUCGAGAAAAAGACGAGCAAGGUCAGCCUGGCCUCGUUCUUCCCGAGCAUCCGCCGUCUGGUGUCGGCGGGAUUCUCUCAGAUUCUGGUGCCGCUACAGCAGCAGAUGACGGUGACUCUGCCAGAGACGGCGGCGCAGCACGGCUUCGGCUUCCGGCCGUUUCCGGAGGAGCAGGUGUGCAUCGCCAGCUUUGAGGACGAGCUGGAGGUGAUGCCCUCCCUGGUCAGGCCGAAGAAGAUCACCAUCCGCGGCACCGAUGGCAAGAAGUACACGAUGAUGGCCAAGCCCAAGGACGACCUGCGCAAGGACUCGCGUCUGAUGGAGUUCAACACGCUGGUGAACCGGCACCUGACACGGCACGGCGAGGCGCGCGAGCGGAGUCUGCGGAUCCGCACCUACACCGUCAUCCCGCUCAACGACGAGUGCGGACUGCUGCAGUGGGUGCCGAACCUGAGCGGUAUGCGCCAGGUGCUGCUGAGCCAGUACCGGCAGCGGGGCGGUAUGAUGACCAACGCCGAGCUGAAGCAGACUGCGGCGCAGCUGGACGACUCGCUGGAGAGGAAGCGGGCGAUCUUUACGGAGAAGUUGCUGCCGCGACACCCAGCCGUGCUGGGCGGCUGGCUCCGGGCCACCUUCCCUGACCCGCAAGCCUGGUACGCGGCCCGUCUCAACUACGCCCGGACGGCCGCUGUGAUGUCCAUGAUCGGCUACAUCCUGGGUCUGGGCGACCGCCACGGCGAGAACAUACUGCUGGACUCCUCCAGCGGCGACUGCGUCCACGUGGACUUCAACUGCCUCUUCAACAAGGGGGAGCUGUUUGACUGGCCGGAGCGGGUGCCGUUCCGCCUGACCCACAACAUGGUGGACGCUCUCGGACCGACGGGUGUCGAGGGGGUGUACCGGACGGCCUGCGAGGUCACCAUGUCCGUGAUGCGCCAGCAGCAGGACGCGCUGAUGUGCGUGCUGCGCCCGUUCGUGCACGACCCCCUGGUGGAGUGGAGCAAACAGGAGCGCAAGACCAGGGACGUCGGCGAGAUCGUCAACGAAAAGGCUCAAGCGCACGUGGGAGACAUCGAGCAGCGGCUGCGGGGGCAGGUGCGCUCGAAGCUGAAGCCGGUGCCGAUCCCGCUGUCGGUGGCGGGUCAGGUCAACUACCUGAUCGAGGAGGCCACCAGCGUCGACAACCUCUGUCAGAUGUACAUCGGCUGGGCGGCUCACUUCUGAACGCUCUCGCUCUCGGACCGGGCCCGCGCUCCCAGACGGGGCCCGCGCUCCCAGACCGGGCCCACGCUCCCAGACGGGGCCCGCGCUCCCAGACCGGGCCCACGCUCUCGGAGCGGGCCGCGCUCCCAGAC
Molecule: messenger RNA, 3185 nt
Organism: Pollicipes pollicipes
Lineage: Eukaryota; Metazoa; Arthropoda; Thecostraca; Pollicipedomorpha; Pollicipedidae
Product: serine/threonine-protein kinase ATR
Exons: 22
Coding region: 1-3054 (1017 amino acids)
Biological process (GO): telomere maintenance; DNA repair; DNA damage checkpoint signaling
Cellular component (GO): chromosome; nucleus
Molecular function (GO): protein serine/threonine kinase activity; protein binding
Source: RefSeq, a predicted model, not a curated record